This is a messenger RNA of Perca flavescens (yellow perch), 2062 nucleotides long. It is a transcript of the gene uts2r3, whose product is annotated as urotensin-2 receptor 3. Gene Ontology annotation, molecular function: urotensin II receptor activity. The transcript has 2 exons. The coding region runs from base 223 to 1365 and encodes 380 amino acids. NCBI's taxonomy places the organism in Eukaryota, Metazoa, Chordata, Actinopteri, Perciformes, Percidae. Gene Ontology annotation, biological process: neuropeptide signaling pathway. Gene Ontology annotation, cellular component: plasma membrane. The record is from RefSeq and is a predicted model, not a curated record.
AGGAAGAUGGUCGCCACAUACAUUUCUCCUGUUGAAGAGAAAUAAUCCUGAUCUCGUGCCUGAAGAAUUCAGAGGGAUAUUUCAAAAUGGGAAUGAAGUUUUUACGCCAAACAAAUCCAUGGAAUAUUAUUUUUUACAGCGCCUGGGACUAAAUUGUUUUCAGACCAUAUUCACUGGCUGCCUUCCUUGUAACUUUCAAAACUUUUUUUUAAAUCUCACAUUAUGGACCUAUCAGGCUCUUUGCCUCCACCUUCCCCAUACACCUUCCCUAUUAUCCCCAAUUUCUCUGUGCCCUCCUCCUCUCCCUCCAUCUCUCCAUCACCCAGCCUGGCAUCCACAGCUCUCUUCUGCUCCCUCCUCUCCCUCCUCUCCUUGCUGGGCAUCACAGGAAACCUGUACACUAUGGGCCUCCUUCUGAGGCGCAGGACAAGUAGAAGAAGACGUGGAGCAGGAACGGCCUGCUGCUUGAUGAGAGUACCUGUACCAUCCUGCCUUGCCAACUCCUCCUCCCCUUCCUCCCCUUCCUCCUCUAGCUCCCCGACCUCCUCUCUUCAUCUCCAGGUGCUGAGCCUUGCUCUUGCUGAUCUGCUCUACCUUUUCACCGCUCCCUUCAUCGUAUACGACAGCCUGGCGUCAGGCUGGGCCUUUGGUGAGCCGGGCUGCCGUCUCCUGCUGAGCCUCGACCUCCUCACCAUGCACGCUUCCAUCUUUACUCUCACCGCCAUGAGUCUGGACCGCUACCGGGCUGUGGCCCGUCCCCUGCACACCUCCUCCUCCAACUCCUCCAGCCUGCUGCGUGUAGGCCUGGCCUGGGGACUGGCUGUGGCUCUCAGCCUGCCCAUGAUGAUCACGCUGCACCUGGAGGAUGGGGAGAACCAGGAGGGCCAGCUGUGUGUGCCGGCAUGGGACGAGCAGAGCUCCAAGGCCUAUCUGAGCGUGCUUUUCUGCACCAGCAUUCUUGGUCCCGGGCUAGCCAUUGGAGCACUUUAUGCUACUCUAGGCCGGCUUUACUGGGUGUCUCAGACCAGGCCAGCCUGGGCCACGGGGGGGACAAGCACUGCUUGUCCCCCCCGUGCACCCAAACCCAAAGUCCUGCUCCUCAUCCUCGGUAUUGUUCUGGCCUUCUGGGCCUGCUUCCUCCCUUUCUGGAUCUGGCAGCUGCUGCCUCUCUAUCAGCCCGACAUGCUGCGGACAGUACCAGUAGGGACGCAGGUGACAGUGAAUCGUAUCCUCACAGGGCUGACGUAUGGGAACUCCUGUGUGAAUCCAUUCUUCUACACGCUAUUGACUGGAAAACGAAAACGCAAGCGGCAGACGAUGACAUCAGCAAAUCAGCUCUGCCGUAAGAGCAGUCCACUGCAGUAGUGUGUGUGUCUCUGACAGUAAAGACAAUAAUGUGAGUGUGUACAUACACAUGUGACAAGGUACUGUAUAUGAAUGCUUUAUGAGUUCCAUAAUAGGCACCAAAGACGACUGAUUUAUCCUUAGACUAAAAACUAAGGAAACAGAACGAUACUAAGCAAAUGAUAACACUUUGUGUAAAUGCUUUGAGAUUGGAAGACAAUCAAAAAGACAAUCUCAGUAAGAUGUGUCACCUAAUAAAUGCUUUAUUUGAUAACAUUUUACAAACUUUGAUGGUCUGAAAUAAUGUGUCUUUAAUUGAUGUAGUUACCAAGUUAAUUAUUUGGUUUUAAAUGUUUUCAUAUUACAUUUGAGCCUAUGGUAAAGUAAUAAAAUGGCAUUUCUAACAAAAGUAGUUAAUGCAGUAAUUACUUGUGCAGAGUAAUUUACCCAAAAACAGAUUUAAUAACAGAGAUUUAUGGUUUAUUUAGUCAACAGAGCACACAAGCAUUUCCAGUAAAGCCCUGAUGCACUUCUGCUUUUUUUCAGAGAACUAUCAAAGAAAAUGUUUGUUUUUGAACAACUGGCUGUAACUGGUCAGAACCUCUUGGGACAUUUUUCUGAGACAUUGUUUGUUGACAUAAUGAAUUAUGUUUGAGCGGGUCAACAGUCUUUUGUUUGCUUCCCCUGAACACUGACAUAUCCCAAAAAAAAACUGACU